AUGCCCUGCCUCUCCAUCGUCGCCUCGGAGACCGACGAAGACGGCUCCUGGCUGCGCCUCCAAGCGCGUCUGCUCGCCGCAGGCGAGAUCAGCGUCGGCCUCAACGACAUCGUCAUGUCGGGCAUGGAGGCUGUGAAGAGCUACGCGUCCGACGUCGAGGAGGAGACGCCCGCCUGGACGCUGUGGGAGCUCUACGAGAAGAAGAAGCGCGAGGAGCGCGAGCUGCAGGCGGCGCUCACGGGCGUCGAGCUGCAGAGCGGCGACGCCGGCACCAGUGCUGCGCCGCUGGCUGCACUGGCGCCGCAGUCGGCGCUCAAUCGCAUGGUGCCAUUCCCGUUCGGGCCCAACGACGGCGACAUUCUCAACGAGCUGCCUCUGCCGGCCGAGGACGCGGCCAUCGACGCAUGGCGCGACUGGGCCGACAUGACGCUAACGGCGCUGUACCGCCGUAUUCUCGCGCUCGAGCUGCGUCUCUCGCGCCAGGAGCGCGGCUUUUUGACGUACACCAUCGGCGUCAGCAUCACCAUGCUGGACGAUGCCUCGGAGCGCGGCAUGCUUCUCUACACGAUGAUGAAGACGACGCUCCAGAUAGGCGGUCUACUGCUGCGUCGUGCGGACAACACGGCGCCCGACGCAGCGGCGCGUGAGCUCGGCAAGCGUCUCGUGCACACGGCCGAGAUGUACCUGCGCUCCGGCGCCAACAAGAAGCAUGUGCCGCCCGGCAUCAGCGGCAACAGCCAGUCGCGCCGCGGACACGGCAACCAGCGUGCGCGUUGA
Tilletiopsis washingtonensis is the source of this 777-nucleotide messenger RNA. RefSeq lists its product as hypothetical. The coding region runs from base 1 to 777 and encodes 258 amino acids. The transcript is spliced from 2 exons. The record is from RefSeq and is a predicted model, not a curated record. NCBI's taxonomy places the organism in Eukaryota, Fungi, Basidiomycota, Exobasidiomycetes, Entylomatales.